UGCAUUUUACAAGUUUCGUUUCUUUGUAACAGUCGUGCUGCGUUGCAUUGCUAAACCGAUCAGAUGGGGUCUUCACUUGAUAAACCAGCUGACCAUCCAGGUAUUUGUCCGUUAUGUCAUCGCGAGUGUCGGAAUCAGAUCACACUAGGAUGCAGGCACCGCUUUUGUCAGGGCUGCAUUGGAGAACUGUGGAGCGUUUCCUCUACGGGUCCUUAUUAUUGCCCCGAAUGCAAUUACGAAUACCUGGAGCUUCCAGACUUCAGAGACCCAUAUGGAGCCUCCUCGUCUGCGGCAGUGCACAGAAACUUGAAAAGACUCUCUGCACGCUACUCCCCCAAAAAUGUGCUUGGGAAAAGGAAAUUUAGUUCAGCUACCUUCAGGACGUCCAGUGAAGGCUACAGGCUUGGCACAGGCCCAUCCAACAGCAGCCCAGUCACUAUCAAUGAUUCUUCUGAUCCUGAUACACCACCAAAAAAGAAAAAGGCCACAGGAACGCCUUUAUCAGAAGACCAAAGAACAGCUCCUGUUUGUGACACAUCCUCAACAGAAGCUACAUCCCCAGUAAAUAGCACACCAUCUAAAAAGAACAUGGCUUCAACCAGUGAAUCAUCACUGGAGAAUCCUAUGAGAGAGGGGGAUCUGGAAGAGCCAUCCUGUAGUGGAAUAGAGAGGCCCCAACAAAAACCAGCAUCACCAGCAAGUACUCAUCCUCAUCAGUCCUCUCAACAAGCCAAAACCUCCUCAGGCCGUCCUAUGGAACAGUCACAAAAUGUCCCAGCUCACAAUGACAUAUCUCCAGUAUCUGGUAAGGAGGGGCCUUCCAGUGAGAGCUCAGUGCUUUGCCACUACUGCUCCAGUCAAGAGCAGAGGUCAGCUGUGAAGACCUGUCUGGUAUGCGGGGCAUCUAUGUGCCCAGAGCAUCUGCGGAGCCAUUUGGAAUCACCUGUUUUCCAGAGCCACCCACUUGUGCCUGCCGUGGAGGAUGUGUCACUUUGGAGGUGCCAAGAGCACCAGGAGAUGAACCGCAUCUACUGCCGUCCUUGUGGGGUGUGCGUGUGCACUGUGUGCACUGUAAUAGGCUCACAUAAGGACCAUGCCUGCAUCAGCAUCAGAGAGGCUGAGAAAGAGCUUAGGGCCACUCUGAAUAGUGAAAUGAAGAAGAUACAGACAAAAGAAACAGCUGUCUUGAAAAGAGUGACUGAGCUCACAGAGAGAAAGAGCAAUAUUCAGGAGGCGGUGGAGGGCACACGGGCCUUUGUUGUACAGCAGUAUCAAGCCAUGCGGGAGGCCCUGGAAAUGGAGGAACAGCAGGCCCUGCGCUGUGUAGCCCAGGAGGAGAACAGAGUACUGGGAAGCAUUGAAGACCAACUCGAAACACUGAAUCAUGGACUUAGAACCAUCCAGAGCACUUUCAGCUCACUGCAUAGAUUAGCAGAUGCACAUGGAGCAUCCCGACCUCAGGAACAGGCCUUCAUCAUGGAGUACAGAAAGAUUGCCGAAUGUUUUAAUAGCCUAUCAAACCCUAUGGACAACCUGGAGCCCAUUGAGGAAGUUAAUCAAGGCAGACUGGACUGCCUGCAAGACUGGACCGAGAGAAGACUUGAGAUUGUAAUAAUAUCAGUGCCUCACAGGGACCCGUUCAGACUGCUGUAUGGUAUAAGUCCAACUCUGGAUCCUGACACUGCUCAUCCAAAGCUGCUCCUUUCUGCUGAGAACAGACAGGUGGAGUACAACGAGAUCCAGCAGGCCUACCCAGAGAAUGAGUCUCGCUUCACUGUCUUCCCCCAGAUAUUGGGCUCUAAGGCGCUGUGCCAGGGCCGCCACUAUUGGGAGGUGGAGGUCUCUUUGGAUGAGGGCCGCUGGAAGGUGGGUGUCAGCGACGGGCAGAUAGUCAGAAAGGGACAGAAAGAUAGCUGCCGUAUUGGCUUCUACCCAAACUCCUGGUGCCUGGUGUGUGAGAAGGGCAAAGUGGAAGCCCUGCAUGACAAGAUGACCUCAGCUGUGUGUGCCACUGGACUCCAGAAGGUGGGGAUACUCUUGGAUUUUGAGGAGGGUUGCUUGACAUUCUACAGUGUGGCUGAAGAGGGCACUCUUACCUUGCUCUACAGUUUCCAGCAUACAUUCUCUGAGCCGCUUUACCCUGCUCUGGCUGUCUCAAAAACACGACUCUCUAUUUGUGACCUAUAUGCUAGACCUGCUACAGAGUAGGGUGCAACUCAUAAAAAGCAACGUUUUGUUGCAGUAUAAUGUUCUGAAAAAUGCUGGCUUUCCUAGAAUUUGUAUCUUGCAGUCAUAGUACAAUGUAUUUAUGUGGAAAAAGCUGGCAGAAAUAUUUUAUAUUUUUAUCAUGUGUGUAUGAUAUAUCAUAUCAUACAUAAACAUAGAACAGUAUCUACUGAGAUUUGAUAAUGUCCAUACCUCAGUGUUUUCCAGUCCUUAUGAUUCUUCUUAUAUAGUGAGCCAAUACUUCUUGACAUUCCUUUUAUAACAUAGUAAUUAUUGAAAUGACUGCAAAAACAAACCACUGUUAUGCAAUCAAUACUCUUUGUACUGAUCACAGUGAAUGAAAUCAUGUACUGCAUUCCCAUGCUAUCACAAAAUUUUUACAUUUUGUACUUUUCAGAAAUUACUGCUUGUAUUUUAGUGUCAAAUAAAACUGACUGUGCCGUUUGUUUGCAGAGAG
This is a messenger RNA of Colossoma macropomum (tambaqui), 2683 nucleotides long. RefSeq names its product E3 ubiquitin/ISG15 ligase TRIM25. The coding region runs from base 64 to 2208 and encodes 714 amino acids. The record is from RefSeq and is a predicted model, not a curated record. The transcript has 7 exons. NCBI's taxonomy places the organism in Eukaryota, Metazoa, Chordata, Actinopteri, Characiformes, Serrasalmidae. Gene Ontology annotation, molecular function: zinc ion binding; protein binding.